AAAUCUGGUUGAUACAUAUGGGUAUCAGGGCCUCAUUUACUUACCACAACGGGGCCACAAAAAUCUAAUAUAAAAACCGGCCCUGGUUUUCUGGUUCACCGCGUUGCGACUGAAGGCAACGAUUGUUAGCGUUGCAAUGGGGAGAUGCAGCGAAGGCGAAGCUAGUUUUCCCGCGACGUCGCUGCUCCAUUCCCUCCAUCGGGUAACGUCGGUGGGCCUUGUGUGGUGGUGUCCGUGGGUUGAAGUUGCGGGUGACGGGUUCCAGGCGACGUCGAUGGCGACAGGGCACUAGGCGUUGCAACAAGGCGAGAUGGCGGAGCCGUGCUGGGUUUUCCGAGGAACAUUCGAAUUCUCGCUCUCCUCCUUCAGCGGCGCCAUCGUGAUUACUGUCUCCAUGACUCCAUUCUUCCUCCGUCCGGCUGCACUAGUUGGUUCUUCAGUUCGUUGCCGAGAUUACUGUGUGAGGAGCCUGCUACUACUGCUGCUUCUUCAUGCUUCUCCCGUCGACGCCACAGGAGGUUACUGCACCGACAGUGAAGAUAGGGAGAAUUCUGGGGUUUUUCUUCUCAUGUUAAUCGUCAUCGUUGUUAGCGCAAUGGAGGAGAUACGGUUUGCAUCACUAAGGUAGGCCAUUAAUUAUCUUUUAUUGUUAUUAUUGGUAAUUGUGCUACAGUUACAGUUAACCGCUA
This is a messenger RNA of Ipomoea nil (Japanese morning glory), 689 nucleotides long. RefSeq lists its product as uncharacterized. NCBI's taxonomy places the organism in Eukaryota, Viridiplantae, Streptophyta, Magnoliopsida, Solanales, Convolvulaceae. The coding region runs from base 311 to 628 and encodes 105 amino acids. The transcript is spliced from 3 exons. The record is from RefSeq and is a predicted model, not a curated record.